GUGCCAGUACGUGCCAUCGUCUCGCUUAUAUACUGCAGUUUAUAGUAAUUCACUGGAUGACGUAACUCAUUGUUUUCGGUUGUGACAAUCAGUUGUUCCAUAGACAUUGUUUGAGCAUUUUAGUUGUGCGCCGUGUUCCGGGCAACUGCUUGAACUCUUGCAUCAGUACAUUAAUGUAUAAUACACCUGGCACAAGGAUCCCACGUGACUGUGACGUAUACAGCUGGCGGAGGCACUCUGGAAGUUUCAUCAGCCGGUGGGUGGGUACCGCAAGCAACGAUCGAAGUGCAGCAGUGUAAGCGUGGCAGUCGGUGGUGGAGGUUAGGAGUGUUGAGUGACGUUUGGCUGGGUCCAAACUCAAUAGUGCUGUUUUUAGUGUAUCUUUCUGUUUUGUGGAGUGGCUUUCUUACGAAGAUGUCAGCAACACGGACAAUUGUUAUACCAUCGUUGUCAAAUUGUAUCGGCAAGCUGCCUUCGGUAGUUGCGCCGAGAAACGUUAUAUGUACAAAACCAGAAGAUGCGAUGCUUUUCACAAAUUCUUCUCCAUUGACGUGCAUUAGCACACUUGAAAAAAUUCCACGCAUUCCAACUACUAACAUAAAUGUGGAAGAAAAGCGACAGCCUAGCAGAAAACGAAGACUGGACCACUUAACGCUAGAAGAAAAACUUCAGCGGAAGAAACUGAAAAACAGAGUUGCUGCGCAGACGUCUAGAGACAGAAAAAAGGCUAAAAUGGACGAACUGGAAACAAUAGUGAAAGAACUAAGAGACAAGACAAACCAGUUGUCGGCACAGUGUGAGAGGUUACUUAGAGAGAAUCGGCGAUUAUCUGAGCAGAAUGAAGAACUGCGUAGACAACAGUGUGGUUGCCAGGCGCUCGGAGUCAGCUGCAGACCUGCAGUUGCUGGACCUGCAGUGUCCACCUCCCCUCUGCCGCAGGGGCAGAGUCUGCAGCUGGCUCAGGGCCUGGGACACCUGAUGACGACGCUUUUCCUGCUCUUCUCGCUGAUAUCUCAGAUGACUACCUUACACAGCUGGAAGAGUUGGCAAACAGUUUGUUGGGAGAAGGAGAUAGUACAGUGGAUGGAGAGAAGAAAGAUGUCUGCAAGGCUAGGGAAUCGGGGAAAGACAAUUGUGCUCCUGAAGUGGUGGGGCAGACACCAAAAGACAUGGAAACCACUGGAAGAUUACUAAGUAAUCCUAUCCAGUCAUCAGAAACACACAGUCAGUCACACAAAGAACCAUCCCUUGAAUUUGUGAAGAGUGAAGAAGUUGUCAGUGUACCAGAAACCGUGUAUGGCACUUACGAUGAAUCGACUCAGACUGUAACCAUUAUAGUACCACACGAAGGAGGCAUGCUUGUUGAAGAAGCUGUUCAAGAAGUUGUCACAACUGAAGAAGAUACAGACAGUGAAAUUUUGAUUAAUGACUGCAAAGACGAACCAGUUUCUCCCUGUUCCAGCAACUCGUCUGAAGUUCUAUCGGCGGACUCCUCAUUUUAUAUGCAAACAGAGUCUCCAGCAGUUUGUCAUACAGAAACACCAUUAUCAGAUUGUGGAUAUGAAUCACUGGAUUCCCCACAAAGUGAAAUAUCAGCCACUGAAUGUGUAUCAGAUCUUUGGAAUGAAUGUUUUACAGAAUUGUUUCCCAAUCUCGUUUAAAUUUGUCAGUCUGAAUUUAAUGUUAACAUUAACUUAUUUAGGUAUUUUAUGUUGUACAUAUAGUUUUUUGUACAGUCUGAGUCGAUGAUUCACAUUUUCAUGUAUUCAAGGAUUUGUCUAUGUGUGAAUAAACUGUGUACGUAAAUGAUGUAA
This is a messenger RNA of Schistocerca gregaria, 1814 nucleotides long. RefSeq names its product X-box-binding protein 1 (gene Xbp1). The coding region runs from base 415 to 1194 and encodes 259 amino acids. NCBI's taxonomy places the organism in Eukaryota, Metazoa, Arthropoda, Insecta, Orthoptera, Acrididae. The transcript is spliced from 4 exons. Gene Ontology annotation, cellular component: nucleus. Gene Ontology annotation, molecular function: RNA polymerase II transcription regulatory region sequence-specific DNA binding; DNA-binding transcription factor activity, RNA polymerase II-specific. The record is from RefSeq and is a predicted model, not a curated record.